UUGGCCAUCUCUAAAAAAAAAGUGGUGCAAAAAGUUGGUUUAAAUGUUGUUGCCACGGCCAAACUGACGAUGCGCCGCGUCCGCUGAGCCUCGUGUCCGCACCCGUGAGAUCCGUGACCCCCAGAUCCGUGCUCUGGUCACCCCCGGAUAGCCCGGAAAACCCAUAUAGACCCCAACAUCCGACUGCUUUCGAUUCGUUUUCAAUUGGUUUGCAUUGGCAGAGAAGCAGAGAAGAGCAAACAAACAAACAAACAGACAGGCGCAUCGGAGAUACCAACUGGAAAAUAGGAUAAACACAAGGUGCCAAGUCAUAUAUCCUCUGGCCCGAUUUGGAUACGGAUCGGCGGGCCAUGUCGCAGGUGCUCAGCCCCCGCAAACAGGGCGUGGCGGAGGCGGAGGGGCUGGACUACGCGAACGGCGGCGCGAUCAUUGAGUUCCUGGCCAAGGAGCAGGACUGCGGCGGCGGUGUACUGACGGAUCCGGAUCCGGAGUCCAUUUUCCAGGAGGUGAGUCGCCUGUCCGACAGCACGGACAUGCGAUCCGUGGACGAAUUGCUGCAGGAAGCCGAGCGCCUGAUCCAACAGCAGCUGCGUCUGGGCGGGCUCGCCACGGAUAUGGAGAGUUCUAGGUCUGCUGGAUCGCUGAAAUCCCUCGCCGAAGAGGCAGCUGCUCCCGCAGGUGAUGGCUCCUCCUCGUCACCGCAAUCCUCGCCGCACAGCAGCAUCCGGCUGAACACACGCUACACCCAUCGCAUCGAGCAUUUGCCCUCAGCUCCCUUGCCGCCAAAAACCGCCGGAAUUAAUGGCAAAGUCCGGCCCAGAUCCGGUUCCAAAUCCUCGGCCUCGCCCACAUCCGUGCAGACGCCAUUGGACAGCAAUAAUGGUUGUGGCUUCGCCGCCUUUGUGGACAACCUGCCCUCAGAGUCGGUCAUUUCCGAGGAGUCCACGCCCAAGGACAUGGACAUGGAGAUCCAUACGGCCAUGGCGCAGCUGCAGCUGCAACUCCAGGAUAACACCGAUGACGACGAGGAUACGAUGGAGGAGAUCACCGAGGCGGAGGCUGACGCGCCAGCUCAUCCAUCUGGCCAUUCGGUUAGGAGUUCACCUGGCAGACAGUCAAGGGUUCACUCCUACAGCCAGCCCAUCAGGCCGAUGGCCAGCUACUGCGAGAAGGCAGUGGGCAGCUCACCCAAGCAUCUGGUCAGCACUUUGAGCUCGCCCAUCGAGCAGAUCGCCUGCAGUGUGUCCCGGGAGCAUGCGCUCAAGCUGGAGAUCGAGCAGCUGCAGGAGCGGCUUAAGGACACCGAGGAGCGGCUGGCCUCGGUGCGCCUGCAGAGCGACUCGCUGUCGCAGACGCAACGUGCCCUCCGGGAGCACAAUGGCCGGCUGCAGGAGGAGUCCGAGAUGCUCAAGCUGGACGUGCAGCAUCUCAAUGAGUGUGCCAAUGUCCUGCGGGCGGAACUGCAGGCGGCGCGCAGGGAUCGCAGUGAGGCGCUCCAGCUGCAGCGCUCCCUGCGCGAGGAACUCGAGGAGGCGCACCAGGAGCGGCGGCGCACUGGCGAGGGCAAGGAGAAGGACGCCCGCGUCAUCCAAGACCUGCAGCGCCAGUGUCGCGAGAUGGAGCGGAUACUCAUGCGCAAGCAUCCGGACUCGGUGUCCGCCCUGAUAGUGGCUUCCAAGAGUCCGGGGAUGUGUCCGCUAAACGACCAGGAGAACGUGAACAGCCGCAAGCUGCUGGAGCAGCGCAUCGCCCAGCUGGAAUCGGAUGCCAAGGAGCAGGAUCGCAAGGCGCAACAGAUUCUGGCCAAUGUCCAGGCGCGCUUCAACUCGGUGCAGGCCAAAUACGAGACGCACAUUGCGGACCUGGAGACGCAGGUUCUGAGCCUCCAGGAGAUCAACACCAAGCUGAACGAGCAGAUCGAAUCUCAAGUGCGCACACUAGAUCGCUAUAUGCAAAAGCGAGCGGAUAGAUACUACAACAAUUGCACCCAAACGGAGCCAUUGCAGCAUGAUGAACCGGUGGGCAGUGGAGUGAAUCCGGGCGGAGCAUCUACCGUCAGCUCGACCACGAUGGGCACCCAAACCCAGGCGGCGAAUGGAACGCGGGAUCACAGCACCAACACCAUUGGCUGCCCAUCGCCGGCGCUCAUUUGCCAGCAACAGCACCUCCACCAGCCGCAUGUCCACCUCCAUGGUCAUCCACAUGCCCAUGCCCCAUCCGCCAGCAGCAGCACCAGCAGCACGGCCAAUUCCACGCCAAACACGUCGCGUCCGAACUCGAAGCAAAGUGGUGGUCAGCGGCGUUCGCCCCUGGUCACCGCCGGUCCCUCCAAGCUGCCCAUCUCACAGUCGGACUCCACGCUCUCGCUGCUCAGCCAUGGCGGCAUGGGAUCCAAGGAGGAGGCCCAGUUGCUCAGCUCCGUGAGGAGUAUGCGCGUCGAUUUGGCCAUUAAGAACAAGGCAAUGCAGCGACUCACGCGGGAAUUGGACGAAUGCAAGAAGACCAUACGGAAGCUGCAGCGGGACAGGGAGGGUAGUGGCUCUACCAGCCAGGCAGGUAGUAAACUGGAUCUUAGGUCCCAGGCAAGCGGAGGAUCCCUGCAGAGGCGCUCCAGUGGCUACGAUCAUCAUCACCACAGUGACCACAUUCCGGCGGCCACCGAAAGUCAGGCUCUGAAGGAGGCCCAAAACAAGUACCGUCUGCUGGAGGCCGACUAUAAAACGCUUCAUGACAAGCGGCUGCAGGAUCUGAAGACUCUGCAGAGUGCCCAUGAAAGGGAACUGGCCUCCUGCAACGAGACAGUGCGAAUCCUGCAGCAGCGCCUCAAUGAGCGGGAGGAGGCCCUGACCACCCAGAAGCGGCGCAAAGUGCCCGUGGACUACUAUGCGCUGAAGGCCAAGGUAUCCCUUUUGGAGAGGAGACAUUCGGAGCGGGAGGAACGACUUCAUAUGCUGGUAGAGGCCCUCAGCAAGGGACGGCUCAACGGUGCUCUCGAGGAUCUGAUGCAGGAGAACAACAACAAGUAGUGGAGUUCGAAGGGUUUAGGUUACUAUAUAAGACACAUUGCCAUGUUCAAUGCCAGCCAAUUCGACUAGAGUCCGUCUAAGCAGAAUAACAUCCAAUGAUAAAUGAUAAAAACAAUUUUAGCCAGAACAACAAACAGGGGUUGGAAACUGGGUGUCCCGUGUCUUGCUGCCGGGUUGGAUUGUGGCUCCAAAAAUGAAACUCUAACUGACGCUUCUGCGAUUUUCUCAAACCAAAUUCAAAUGUGUUCAAAAUGGAAACAAUAAGUAUAGCGACAAGUGAUCAGUUAGCCAACAACUUUUAUAUAGGUUUAAGAUCUUUCCGAACAAAAGCCGCAAUCUAAUCUGGCACUCAAGGCCCUUGGUUCACCCAAGGAUAUUUAAAAGGUUAAAGUUAUUGUAGUUCUUAGAGCAGAAAGUAUUUUAAAUAUCAGUGUUUUGAUGUAGAAAUUGAAUGGUUCAAACAAACAAAAACGUUCACACAACUUAGAGAGAGAUAGCGAUAGGGGUGUGAAAGAGAGCGAGACGGUUGCAUCUUGGAAAUGAAAGAGAGAUGUCUUGGCAAAUGAAAGUUGUACUAGAAAUAAGUAUUUUAUGUAUAUAGAAUAUCGAAGUACAGAAAUUCGAAGCGAUCUCAACUUGAAUAUUAUAUAUUUGAUUUAGACAAAGAGUGCUUUAGGGGCACAAUUAAUUUUACCCACGUAACAGUCGAUUUUUUUUACCUAACCCAAUUAUUGUGCGUUUAAGAUAGAAAACUUUGAAAAAGUUAAAAAAGCUAAGAACCAGGGACCGUAAAUAAAAAGUAUUUAUGUUGUUUCCGUAAAGAAAAUCCUCCAAACAUAGUAUAGCUUACCUAUAUAAAUAACAAUUAAAUCAGUCUGCUACGUUUUCGACCACCUAUACAGAAAAAUAAAUAUAUUUCAACAUGCGGGGAUAUACUGGCGGCUCUAUCGGAAGUCAUUCAUUUUCUAUUGAUUUCUCAUAGAGUGGACAGUAUUUCCCAGUGAAUUCUAUUUUUAAGCAAAACAAAGCUCACCCAGUAAUUAUUAUAGAUAACUUUUGUUAAUGUUGAUAUUCUUAUUGGAUAUUUAAGGGAACACUUAACCAUAAUGAUUACCGGGUGAGUUUUCUAAACAAUUACGGUCCCUGCUAAGGACCGAAAAGAAUGUAAUAGAUCUCCCAUAAAUAUUAUAACCCAAGCAGGCGGACAACUAAGACAAAAAACCAAAUAAAAAUUCACAGUAUUCCAA
Molecule: messenger RNA, 4273 nt
Organism: Drosophila subpulchrella
Lineage: Eukaryota; Metazoa; Arthropoda; Insecta; Diptera; Drosophilidae
Product: centrosomal protein of 162 kDa
Exons: 7
Coding region: 351-3026 (891 amino acids)
Biological process (GO): cilium assembly
Cellular component (GO): centrosome; centriole; axonemal microtubule
Source: RefSeq, a predicted model, not a curated record